AUUAAAGGAGGCCAAGUUCCGGGUAUGAUUGUAUGAAUUAACAAGCUCUUAACUUUUGCUGCUCUUAGACGUCCAGCUAUCUUUGCCUAUUGACACUAAUGCCCCCCUCUACUCACUCUCAUCCUCCCCCGCCCCCGCCACCACCUCCUCGGCUGCCUCCUUAUCAGCCUCGUGGUGGAGCAAAGGCUCCUGUUGCACGCAAAUCGUCUCCACCGCCGCGAGGAAGCUUCGGCAUUGGCAUUGAAAUGGAGCUUCUUUUACAGAGCCGUGUUAAACCAUCUGCGACUGACAAUACAUUUCCACGCUUUGCUCGAAAUUGUGCCACAAUCUACAAUAGCGAGACUCCCAGCAUAUACCCAAGGAUGCAUAGCCUAGUUCAGGCACAGUGGGUAGAAAUCCCUCAUACCCAAUGGGUUUUGCAUCAUGAUCCUACAUGUGAGACCCGGACAGAGCCCUGGGGCAUCGAAAUCAUAUCUCCUGGCAAUGCGGACUGCAGUACACACGUACAUAUAUCACGAGUGGAGGGCUUCUCAACCAGUGAUGUCAAGGGCAUUGCACAAGCCAUUAUUCAUUUUCAGCCUGCCUUCGAAGCUGUUGUUCCGCCGGCACGGCGAGGCAAUGAGUACUCAAGGAGUAACUGGUUGGACAAUCCCAGAUUCGGAUAUCUGAACCUGUCACGGGAACAGUCCAUUGCCCUCCUGGAAAGCAAGACUACGACCGACGAAAUAAUUGACAUCAUGAAUCCUAACCAGUCCAAAUACUUUGGCUGGAAUUUCUUGUCACUAAAAACCUUCAAAACAAUCGAGUUUCGGCGUGGCUCUGCCAGUCUUUCAUCGGAUGAUGCAUUCAUGUGGGUGGAGCUGACACUGUCUUUCAUGCAGGCCGCUAUGACACACCCUUCAUUGCAGCAUUUGCGACGGUACCCUGGAACGAUUGGAGGCCUCAAGGACUUCAUUCAGCAUGCACGUCUUCCUCAACAAAAAGGGGCGCAUAACCCUGCCCAUCUCCAGCGCCUAUUUCAUAACAAAGAUCUGAACUCUAGGCUGGACCCGACCUGUGUCGGCCAUCUGUCUGAUGAGAAACAGGCGAAGUUGCAGCGAAAGAUAAAUUCUGACGCUGCGAGUAAUCCUAUGUUGGACAUCAUUUCGUCAGCACAGCAAUACGGCGUUGCCUGA
This is a messenger RNA of Aspergillus pseudotamarii, 1175 nucleotides long. RefSeq lists its product as uncharacterized. The record is from RefSeq and is a predicted model, not a curated record. Bases 99 to 1175 code for a protein of 358 amino acids. The transcript is spliced from 3 exons. NCBI's taxonomy places the organism in Eukaryota, Fungi, Ascomycota, Eurotiomycetes, Eurotiales, Aspergillaceae.